GCUGUUGCUGUGAUUGUCCUCUAGAUGGCAGUAGUACACAGCACACUGAUAGUGGAGGCGCUGGAGGAAAAGCUCAGAACAAGCAACAUUAAACUCGUGUUGAAGAUGAGAAGAAACAAAGAGGCUACACUUCAGCUUUUAUCAACUCUAGAGAGAUUAUUUAGCGAACACGACACAACUCCUGCCUUUCUUCAUUAUAUCCUGGCUCUUGACUGUCAAUUCCUCUGUGAAAGCGAUCAGGAAUAGCGGACUUUUACCGUGUUCAUAUGUAAACAGAUCCAGGUCAACAUCAGCGCUGGUUCUGCAUCAACAGGCCUGAUGGAGGAGACACAUGAGAAAAUCAUAGAAAAUACACACUCACUGAAGAGAAAAGGCAAAAAGUGUGUCACCUGCACUCAGUGUGGAACAAGUCUGUUUAACAAAAACAGUCUCAGAAAUCACAUGAUGAUCCACACUGGAGAGAAACCAUUCACAUGCUCCCAGUGUGGGAAGACUUUUAGACACUCAUCAAACUUUAUUAAUCACAUGAGGAUCCACAUUGGAGAGAGACCACACCAAUGUGAUCAAUGCAGCAAAACAUUUUUGACGGCUUCAUACCUGAAGAAACACCUUCGAAUUCAUACAGAGGAGAAGCCUUAUUUAUGCACUGUGUGUGGAAAGACUUUCAGACAUGAAGAUAACUUAAGAGAUCAUCAGAAGAUCCACACCGGUGUGAAAGAGCAUAUUUGCUUGGAGUGUGAGAAGACCUUUCUUACGGCUGUGAAAUUGAAAAUACAUGAGAGAACUCACACUGGAGAGAAACCUUAUAAGUGUUCACACUGUGACAUGAGAUUCAGUCUGUUAGAAAGCCUGAAAAGACAUGAGAGAAUUCACACUGGAGAGAAACCGUACAAGUGUUCACACUGCGACAUGAGAUUCAGUAUAUUAGAAAGCCUGAAAAGACAUCAGAGGACUCACACUGGAGAGAAACCUUACGUAUGUUCACACUGUGACAAGAGAUUCUGUAUAUUAGGAAACCUUAAAACACAUGAGAGAACUCACACUGGGGAGAAACCCUACAUGUGUUCACACUGUGACAAGACAUUCAGUAUAUCAGGAAGCCUGAAAAGACAUGAGAGGACUCACACUGGAGAGAAACCUUACAGGUGUUCACACUGCGAUGAGAGAUUCAGAGAUUUAAGGAAUCUGAAAAAACAUGAGAGGAUUCAUGCCAGAGAGAAGCCUUGUGACCUUGAAGGUGUAAGGGUCGCCAUAGUCUAACAAAACUGCGUAUCUGCUUUGAUUUUGUUUUUUCAGAUAAUCAAUUCAGACACGUGCAGUGAAUUUAGCUCAGUUUUUGAGUAUUAUGAUCAAUAAUAAUGAGUUAUUACUAAUUAUGAAUAUUCAGAAUUAACUUGUAGUUAAUUUAACAAAAUAAAUAUAACAAUGACUUCA
Messenger RNA from Danio rerio (zebrafish), 1434 nucleotides. NCBI's taxonomy places the organism in Eukaryota, Metazoa, Chordata, Actinopteri, Cypriniformes, Danionidae. The record is from RefSeq and is a predicted model, not a curated record.